This is a messenger RNA of Daucus carota subsp. sativus, 1002 nucleotides long. RefSeq lists its product as uncharacterized. The transcript has 2 exons. The coding region runs from base 1 to 1002 and encodes 333 amino acids. Gene Ontology annotation, molecular function: zinc ion binding; nucleic acid binding. The record is from RefSeq and is a predicted model, not a curated record. NCBI's taxonomy places the organism in Eukaryota, Viridiplantae, Streptophyta, Magnoliopsida, Apiales, Apiaceae.
AUGUCAAAUCUUACAAAGCUCGAAUUUAACGCUCUUGAUAUCUCUGGCAACAAUUAUUUAACAUGGAUUCUUGACGCUGAAAUCCAUCUCAAUGCUAUGGGUCUUGGAGACACCAUAAAAGGAGGCAAUAUAAAAUCUGAACAAGAUAAAGCAAAGGCUAUGAUAUUUCUUCGCCAUCAUCUACACGAGGGUUUAAAAACUGAAUACUUUACUGUUAAGGAUCCCUCAAUCCUUUGGAAGGAACUAAAAGAAAGAUAUGAUCAUCAGAAAACGAUAACUUCUCAACUGAAAUUAUGCGGUGAAAAUGUCUCUGAUAAAGACAUGUUGGAAAAGACUUAUUCUACUUUCCAUGCCAAUAAUAUGCUCCUGCAGCAGCAAUAUCGUGAACGAGGAUUCACAAAAUAUUCAGAACUUAUUUCAGUGUUACUACUUGCUGAGCAAAAUAAUGAGCUCUUAAUGAAAAAUCAUCAAGCACGUCCAACUGGAUCAACACCAUUCCCUGAAGUGAAUGUUGUGACCACUAACGAUUCUGAGCAAAAUAAACAAUUUGGACGUGGACGAGGGCAUGGACGUGGAUUUGUACGUGGACGUGGACGUGCCCGUGGACGAGGUUUUGGGCAUGGUCGAAGUUAUACUCACCAACCUCACUCAAACUUUAAAAAGAAAUCUCACCACCUGAAGUGGACAAGAAAUGAGGAAAAACCAAAGGGAAGUACAGUGGUUACAAGGACUGAAAGUAUAUGUCACCGUUGUGGAAUGAAAGGCCACUGGAGUCGUACCUGUCGUACGGCCAAACAUUUGGUCGACCUCUAUCAAGCCUCUUUAAAAGGUGUUGAAACUAAUUUUACUGAGAAAAAUGAUCCCUUGGAAAUUGCCCAUCUAGAAGCACACCUUGGAAGUGGAAAUCAAGUUGAUCCUUCAAGCCUGACUCAUAUGGAAGUUGGUGAUUUUUUUGAGGAUGGGAUUGUGGAGAUGACCAAAUUUGAUGGCGGCGAGAACUAA